Messenger RNA from Limanda limanda (common dab), 1113 nucleotides. RefSeq names its product homeobox protein aristaless-like 4. The transcript is spliced from 4 exons. NCBI's taxonomy places the organism in Eukaryota, Metazoa, Chordata, Actinopteri, Pleuronectiformes, Pleuronectidae. Bases 1 to 1113 code for a protein of 370 amino acids. The record is from RefSeq and is a predicted model, not a curated record. Gene Ontology annotation, molecular function: DNA-binding transcription activator activity, RNA polymerase II-specific; RNA polymerase II transcription regulatory region sequence-specific DNA binding. Gene Ontology annotation, biological process: regulation of transcription by RNA polymerase II.
AUGAACGCAGAUACGUGCGUCUCAUACUGCGAUAUGACAUCGAUGGAUUCAUAUUAUAGCACAGCCACCGCUGCGCCAGGUAGGGAGCACCAGGCCAACAACCCGUUCAGGACUUUCCCGGGCGCGGAGAGCAAGUACAGCCCCACGUUCAUGCCGGGGAAAGGGCAAGGGUACGGGGAGAAGUCCCGCAGCCCCUUCCAGUCCGACUGCCAGUCGCUGGAUGGCACGGAGGAGGGCAGCUUCAGCAAGUACCAGCUCUUCAUGCAGCGGCCGAGCUGCAAGACUCCGCCCGAAGGAGGCAAGCUGCACCCGGACAGCGCGCACACCGGGACGCUCGGUCCCUGCUACGGUAAAGACAACAGCGGCCUGACAGAGUCCGAGUUGCCCCAGAACGUCGACCCCCCCGGGAUGGAAGGCAGCUACCUGAACCUGAAGGAGCCUGGCGUGAAGGGACCGAACGAGCGGCCGGGCUCGGACCUCUCCAGCCCCAUGGACAAGUGUGAGGCUGAGAGUAACAAAGGCAAGAAGAGGCGCAAUCGCACAACCUUCACCAGCUACCAGCUGGAGGAGCUGGAGAAAGUCUUCCAAAAGACACAUUACCCAGAUGUUUAUGCCCGUGAGCAGCUGGCACUGAGGACGGACCUGACAGAGGCUCGUGUGCAGGUGUGGUUUCAGAAUCGCAGAGCCAAGUGGAGGAAGAGGGAGCGGUUCGGCCAGAUGCAACAGGUCCGCACACACUUCUCCACCGCUUACGAGCUGCCUCUACUGACUCGGCCUGAGAACUAUGCACAGAUCCAGAACCCUUCAUGGAUCGGGAGCAGCAGUGGCGCGUCCCCAGUGCCCGGCUGCGUCGUGCCUUGUGACUCUGUCUCGUCCUGCAUGCCCCCCCACCCUCACGGCCCCGGAGGCGUCUCCGACUUCCUUGGCGUGUCCAGUCCUGGAAGCAGCCACAUGGGACAGACGCAUAUGGGCAGCCUGUUUGGGGGUCCCGGGAUGGGCGGGGGAAUCAAUGGCUAUGAUCUCAAUGUUGAUCCAGACCGCAAGUCCUCCAGCAUAGCUGCGCUGCGUAUGAAGGCCAAGGAACACAGUGCAGCCAUCUCCUGGGCCACAUGA